GAUCUAGGUAUUCAGAGAAAACAAAGGGAAAUAUCUGGACCACUAUUUUUGUUAUCGCUCUGGAUACAAGCUCACUUGCAACCAUUUAUGGCUAAUGAGGGCAGUCUUCCCGUGUGACUGAGCAUUGCAAUGCUUUCCAUGCCAGAUAUCUUCUCCAUCCAAGAAACUGUUACCCGAUGCUCCAGAUGGAGGAAUAGAAAGCAACUGAAAGCCUGAGACUUGCAAUUUCAGUCAGAGAGCAACCACAUGGCAGACAGCGGGCAGUUCGUGGUCACCAUUGGUCUGACGAACAUCAACACCACGAGGCAAGAUCCCAUCAAUGUCGCAUCCAGCAGAAAUUUGUUACCCUCUAGCCAUGUAUCCAGCUCCAGCAAUGUCGCAUCCAGCGGAAAUUUAUUACCCCCUGGCCAUGAAUCCAGCUCCAGGAUCAAUGAUGCUUUUGAGCUCUUGUGGGGACAUCGUAAAUAUUUGGUACUGCUUGGAGUCCUAGCAGUUGGUGUGACAUACAAUGCUGGAUUAACACCACCAGGGGGAUCGUGGACACUAAACAAGGAUGGCCAUGAUGCUGGUGACCCUGUCAUGCAUGAUGGCUUUUCUGAACGGUAUGAGGUGUUCUUUUACUGCAAUGCAGCAGCCUUUGCUGCAUCUCUUGUCUUAAUCAUCUUGCUUCUCAGCAAGAGUGUGACAAAUCAGAGGAUGUGGCUCCAUUCAAUGCAAUUGACCAUGACACUGGACCUGUUCAGCCUGCUGGGGGCUUAUGCUGCUGGAAGUUGCAGGACACUCAAGUCAUCCAUUUACAUCUUGGUUCUAGUCCUUGCUGUUAUCAUAUAUGUUGGGAUCCAUACUCUAGUAUCCACAAGGUUUAUUCCAAGAGAAAUUAAACAGAAUCUGCAGACAAUGAUAAAUAGUGUUCUAAACCAACGGCGUUCCCUUGGCAGGCAAGAGAGUAUCCCUCUAGAGAAAGCCGUUCAGGAGGUUCGCAAGUUCAUUUUGACGCUUGUAAUUUUUGCUGCUACUAUCACAUACCAAGCAGGAUUGAAUCCACCGGGCGGCUUUUGGGCUGAAAAUGACCAUGGUUCUAAUAAGGUGCAUAUGGCCUUUCCUCCUUACAAGCAUCAUCCGGGUACUUCUGUUCUCCGGAGUAACUACCUUGGUCAUUAUAAUAUAUUCAUCAUUUCCAAUUCAACUUCCUUUGUGGCAUCUUUGGUCAUAAUCAUACUGCUUCUGAGCCCAAAACUGAGUGGACAUGGAAUAAGGACCAAAGCAGUGAUUGUAUGUGUGGUAGUGGACCUACUGGGCCUAAUUGUUGCGUAUGCUGCAGGAUGUUGUAGAGAGGUAGCAACAUCAUUCUUUGUGGUGUCUAUUUUCUUCAUAGUUUGGAUUUCCUUCGCAGUUUUAGCUGGAUUAUUUGUUCAGGGACCUGUAGCAAAUUGGCUACAAGAGGUCAAAUCAAGCAGCCUGUGUUGUGUGAAAAAAAUGGGCCGUGCACUUUCAUUGAGCUUUCGUGGCCACAGAUCGAUCAAUGCAGAGCAGGGGAAUUCUGUGGCAAGGAAUCAUCAAUCCCCAGCCCGUUCAACUGAUGCACCUGCAGAAGAUAAUACCCCUGAGCAACAAGAGCAGCCUGCAGACAAUCAGCAACAAUCAAAUAUCAGACAGGGUGAAUUCCAUGAGUUGCAUGUACCUGCAGAAAAAAGUCAAAUUUCAGAUGUUCAAGAGGCUGUGUCUAACACACAGCAUCCGUCAGGGAACAGCCAGCAAUCAGCAAAUAUUCAGGAUGUUGUGUCCAACCCGGAGUGCCAGUCUCCAGAUGUCCAGCGUGUUGCAAACAUGGAGGAGGAUGUGUCCAGCUCACAGCAUCCUGCAGGGAACUGUCAACGACCAGAACAUGCCAAGGAUGUUGUGUCUAACAUGGAGUACCCAUUACUAAGCCACCAGCAAACUGAAAAUAGCAUGUGCGGUAUGUCAGCUAACCAGAAAGUUGCAAGUAUGGGGAAGCAAUCUUCAUCUGAUGAUCCCGACAUGACUGCUCUUCCAGUUGAGCAAAAUAUGCCUGUCAGGCAGAGUGAUGGAGACACUAGUAGUGACAUAGUGGAUGAAGGGCUCUCUGCACCUGUGGAAGCCAAUGGCAAUGUGGACUCUGCUGAACAAAACAAUCUGGUUGAAGAUAAUAACCCAGAGAUUUGUGGCAGUCAUGACCAUCCUACACAUUCUGAGAAUGCCCAUAUUGACAGCAAUCAAGGAGUACCCAAUCAAAAUGCUGACGACAUGCAAACUGAGAAGCACCUGAAGAAGACCCGCACUUGUAUGUUGCUUCUUGCCAUUCUUGCAGUAUCUCUGGCAUACCAAUCAGGCCUGAAUCCACCAGGUGGCUUUUGGUCAAGAAGUAAAGAUCAUCAUUCAGCUGCUGAUCGCAUCCUUGAGGACACCCACCAUCGCCGGUUCAUUGCAUUCUUCUAUCUCAACGCAAUCGCCUUUGUGGCAUCCAUUGUCAUGAUUACUUUGCUCUUGAACAAGAUGGCAAGCGACAAGGUUACCAAACGGCGUGCAUUGCCAAUAACGAUGAUAGUGGUCCUACUUUCCCUAACUGGAGCUUUUGCUCUGGGGAACUGCAGGGAGGCAAAGAAGACUAUUUUCAUAUCAGUGCUCGUAUGCACUGUGCUUGCUUAUGUUCUCAUUCAUGUCUUGAUAGCAGUACAUAUAAUUCCUCCAGAAUGGAGAAGUCAGGUAGCAGAGAUGCUAGAGCAGUCAGUUAGUCUUUUUUGCUCGGUGCCACGUCAAUCAGGCGACAACCAGACUGGGAGUGGUACUAGUGAGAAGGAGUUGGGAAGGCGGCGUAAUCUGCUAUUGACCAUUGCUAUUUUAGCUGUGACUGUCACAUACCAAGCUGGCAUGAACCCUCCAGGAGGUGUCUGGUCUGAUGACAAGGAUGCCACGGGAACUCCAGGCAAUCCAAUCCUUCAGGAUACCCAUCCAAAACGCUAUGAUGUGUUCUACUACUCAAAUUCAGUUUCAUUUGUGUCGUCUGUGGUCGUCACAAUAUUACUUGUGAAUAAGGAAUCCUGUGAGUAUGGAAUCAAGUCCUAUGCACUGCGAGUGUGUUUGGUGGCGGGCUUGCUUGGCCUCCUCAUUGCCUAUGUUGCUGGAAGUUGCAGAAAUAUUAAACAGUCCAUAUAUCUGAGCAUCAUUGCUAUGGCAGUUCUAGUGUCACUUCUGAUUCAAGUUCUGCUCUCUUCAAUGCAUGGCACACUAGGAAGACCAUUGGCUAAGUGUCUAGUGUUUCUACACGAUCUUCUCUUUCAUGCGGAGGGUGAACGAGUAAUAACUCACAUGAGGCCAGUAGCUUCAGUUGUCGAAGAAAAAAAAGUGAGAAAGAGACACAAGUAUCUGAUGCUUCUUGCAAUUUUAGCAGCAUCGAUCGCAUACCAAGCUGGUCUGAACCCACCUGGUGGAUUCUGGUCUGAUGAUGAGGGCCAUGUACCAGGCAAUCCCGUCCUUCGUGAUAUUAAUCACCGACGGUACAAGAUCUUCUUCUGGUUCAAUUCUUUCGCUUUCAUGGCAUCCAUUGUCGUGAUCAUGCUUCUGCUGAGUAAAUCUAUCAGGAAGGCUGUGCCACUUGGGGUAUUGCACUUGAUCAUGAUACUGGAUAUGUUGGCUCUCAUGACAGCUUUUGCUGUGGGAAGCUGCCGCAAAUUGAGGACUUCAGUGUAUGUCUAUGCACUAGUUGGCGGCGUUGUAGUAAUCCUGCUGCUCCUAAUUAUUGUGACAAGUGCAAUUGCAAAAUAUCGGAAGCCAAGAGAGGGAAAUGGGAUUAACUCCCCGAGACAUCCUGAACCUGUUUCAGGAGCAAACACACCAGCACGACCUGAAGUUUGAUGCUCCCUUUUUACAAGAACCCUAUUCAUCUAGGAAUCUAUAUCUCUAUAUUAUCUGCAAACAAUUUGUGUGUCUCCUGUCAGCAUUUUUCUUCAUGUUUUGACCUGAACACUGGUGUUGCUGCCUGUUGUAGUUCUUGGCAAUUAUUUUAGCAUACUUGAAAUUUGAGCUUGAGCCUUAAAACUGCAUAUUGGGUACAUCAUCAUGUAAUGGAGCUACAAGCAGGCAAUGAUGAUUAUCUUCAUUAUCGUCAUGUAACGAGCAAGAAUUUAGAGCUGUAUUUCGCUAUGAAAGAUAGUACCACAUUAGCCUCAGGUGGCCUUCCAUAUUUCUGGCUUCAGUAUUCUUGCACCUUAUGUUCUUCUAACAUCAGCUUGAGCUGUUAUGUUCAUCCAUUUGUGGGAUGAUCCCAUAUUCUCAUCUAAAACAAGUUUGACUACCAGGCUUAUUUUGUAGAGUCAGCCAAUGUUUUUCACUUCUCUGAUAUUAUUAGUGUAUAAAGGGAGUAGAGUAGUAGUGUAGUACA
Triticum dicoccoides is the source of this 4399-nucleotide messenger RNA. RefSeq lists its product as uncharacterized. Lineage: Eukaryota; Viridiplantae; Streptophyta; Magnoliopsida; Poales; Poaceae. The transcript has 2 exons. The record is from RefSeq and is a predicted model, not a curated record. The coding region runs from base 247 to 3873 and encodes 1208 amino acids. Gene Ontology annotation, cellular component: membrane.